AUGCGGCUCUGCCUCGUCUUCGCCAUCUUUGCCAGCGCCGUGGCUCAGGACAGCGGAAGCUGCGAGGAUUCCGCCUUGGUGCAGUUCAAGAGGAAGCAGAGCCUUCGACCCUCCACCGCCCUGCCGCAAUUCAAUCCCGUGGCUCUGGCGGCCACGGCGAAACGCGAAACGCCGCAGUUGCAGUGCACUGACGCAGAGCCCCAGUCCCCCCGGGACGUUACUCCGGGCUUCCGCGGUGGUCAGGAGGCCAGGGUGAAGCCCCUGGACGGGGACGCCACGCCGCGCUUCAUCCAGGCCAACAUCCACUUCCACCUGGGUGCAGAGCACAGGAGCGCCGUCCCCAAUGGUUACAGCAAGACGCCGGACGAGGUGGGCUUCACAGAGCCCUUGGUGCGCCCGGAGAAUGCCUCAGACAUCCGAGCCGGCUACUUCUGCGACCUGGAUAACAUCAGCAACACCGACCUGCAGAACUAUUCCUUCAGCUUCUGCAAAGGUGUCCAAGUGGGCUACACCUACGAGUUUCACUGGGUCUUCUCGACGGGCGCUCCACUCAUCGGCCUCCGGGACGAAGGCGGCGAGGGUAUCUUGGGCAUCUCGGACGGGCUGGGUGGUGCGCUGAACCGGACGGUGAACCCCAAAAUCAUCGUCCGAGGACAGGUCUGCCGCAUCAUCUACAACCAGAGCCUCACGGACGUCGACGCGGACUACAACGACUUCGUGCACCGCUGGCGGCAACCGGCCUUUGGCAACGCCGUCCGCUACAUCGGCUCCACCACGGGCACGGACUUCAACAACAGCGUCUGCUCGCCCCUGGAGGUCAACUGGCAUGUGGACAUGAAUUGCUGCACCCUCUCGGCCCAGACCUUUGACAGGCUCUGUGAAGAAAUGGCAGGAGAGGGCCUGGACAAGGACCUUGCGCCCAAGCCCUCGCGGGAACUCGUCAGCCGUGAGAUCUCCGCGGCCGUGGCCUUCCCGCUGUAUCCCUCCCCGCUGCCCCCAGCCCCAGUUCCGACCUCGACGUCUACUCCCCGCUAG
Symbiodinium natans is the source of this 1035-nucleotide messenger RNA. Lineage: Eukaryota; Dinophyceae; Suessiales; Symbiodiniaceae. The record is from the annotation of a GenBank genome assembly.